CUACUUCGCCACUUCUCGCAAAGGCGCGACAGUGCUUCUCUCAGUCGGCAUCGUGCACCGCUGCCGCCACCACCCAUCUCUCUCCUCCAUCUCCAUGGUCGGUGGUCCGCCUUGAGCGCGCAGGCCACAACUGUGUUUCUUCUUGGUUGACGCUCACGGACCGCCGUGUCGGGCAUCCUUUACCCCGUCUAUACAUCGACCGCCUUCCUUCCUUCUCCCUUGCUGUGCACAAUUGUUGCGGGCAAUAGUUGACCGACCCUUUGCAAUCGCCGCCGCCUCCAAUACCCAACUCCGUUGUGACCACUAGUCGCCGGCAGCUAUCCUUGACCUAGGGCCAUCGUCGGCCACCGUGAGCUAGCCUCUGCUGGAGUUGAAGCUGUCGGAGGAGGGGCCGAACAAUAAAGGGUGAUAUUAACUUGGGAUGCAGAGAUACCUGCCAAGAGUAUAGUGGUCAUAUGUAUUUUCCCUAUCCAUCUUCAUAAUCAUGCAGUCACAUCUCCCAUUCAGGUCUGGUGCAAUAUCAGAUUGAAUAAAUAUGCAAGAACGGUAUGCAUGUUUGGAUACUUUAAAAGGGGAUAAGGGCAAUAGCGUCAUUUCGAGUCAAAUCUCCCACAAGAUCGAUUUCACUGGAGUUGAGGAGCCGUCUGUUUGUUCAGCCGCCACACCGUUCUCUGAUCCGCCGAUCGUCGGCCACUGGCCCACCGUGCGGAUACUACCUUGGCUCCCGUAGCAUAAGUAGACAAGCACAGUGUCUGCCCGUUCUUGCUUCUCGAACAGUUGUAUCUCUUCCUUGCUCAUUCAUUGGCAUCACUCAUUGAGGCUGGUCCGCGGAAGUAGCGCACCUCAAUUUCCACUGUCAUACGCUGCCACUUACCAUCGCCGCCCUGUCAUCCAACGCCAUCAGUUUCUGCUGCUACUUUGUGCGAAGGAAUAGCUGUUGAUCGACUCAAGCUUCUUGACUGUGAGGUUGGCUUUGUUGGUUCUCCAAUGGUGAGCAGCGAGGAGUUGAAGAAAGCUCAGAUUGUUGAGGCUCGUGCGAAGAGCAUUUUCCCUAAUGUUAGGUGCACUGAAUGUGGCAGUCAAUCCAUUGAGGAUUCACAGGCAGAUGUUGCUAUUUUGCUCAGAAAGCUCAUCCGGGAUGAAAUCCGAGAAGGUAAAACUGACAAGGAGGUGUACAAAAGUCUAGCGGAAAGGUUCGGCGAGGAUGUACUUUAUGCUCCUCGUUUCGAUCUACAAACUGCUGCUAUAUGGUUGUCGCCGGUCAUUGUUGCUGGGGUUGCAAUUGGUGGAUGGGCAUAUCGGAGGCGCAGGCAAAAUACCAAUGUCCACGUAAUGGCACUGAAUCUUGUUCGAGGUGUUCCGUUAACCCCUACAGAGAAGGAAACUAUGCUCGAACUACUAACACCACCUCCAUCUCCGAGAAGAAAGUGGUGGAGUUGAAGGUUUUGUUGUGCUUUCUAUGAUCCUUCACUCUUAGCUAAUCUAUAUACUUUCAUAGUGGACCUUUAUAAGAAGAGCAAACAAACAAAAUGCUGCAAAAGUUCCAAUUUUGUCACUGUUAUGUCGAAAUGUAUCUAGCUCAUGGAUGUUUAAUCGUCGAUUACUCAAUAAGUUGAAUGAGAAGCGAUUGGAAGAUA
Molecule: messenger RNA, 1637 nt
Organism: Zingiber officinale
Lineage: Eukaryota; Viridiplantae; Streptophyta; Magnoliopsida; Zingiberales; Zingiberaceae
Product: cytochrome c-type biogenesis CcmH-like mitochondrial protein
Exons: 7
Coding region: 988-1440 (150 amino acids)
Source: RefSeq, a predicted model, not a curated record